AUGCUCAACCGCGAGGAGAAUAUUUGGGAUGUUGAGAAAGUGAUUUCGUACGACAGGAAGAGAAAACUCUACCUUGUUCGCUGGGCCGGCUUCCCAAAGGAUGAGGAUACAGAAGAACCUAUCGAAAAUUUGCGCCACUGUAAAGGAACAUUGCGGCUAGUAAAUCGGCUCCGGCAGCGCCUUGGACUACCAAGAGUCAGAAGAAAAAGGAUCAACCAAAGAUCGAGUAAAAAGGCGAAAAAUCCUUUUAUUCAUGACUCGACCGAGGAAAUAGACUUUUUGCACUCUGAUGAUGAAGAAAAAGCUGGCUACAGCCACAAUCCUCUCGAUAUCGAAGACCGAAUAAAACAAUCUGAAGAAAUGGACGUACUCUCCUUGAAAUUUCACCGCUCAAAAUCCUGCCAAGAAAAGUUUUCUUUUGAAAAAAUCAUCAAAACCCAUUCUGAUAUCUUUGAAAGCCAAGAUUGA
Oikopleura dioica is the source of this 468-nucleotide messenger RNA. Lineage: Eukaryota; Metazoa; Chordata; Appendicularia; Copelata; Oikopleuridae. The record is from the annotation of a GenBank genome assembly.